This is a messenger RNA of Amphiprion ocellaris (clown anemonefish), 6462 nucleotides long. It is a transcript of the gene arhgef7a, whose product is annotated as Rho guanine nucleotide exchange factor (GEF) 7a. Lineage: Eukaryota; Metazoa; Chordata; Actinopteri; Pomacentridae. Gene Ontology annotation, molecular function: guanyl-nucleotide exchange factor activity; protein binding. Bases 363 to 2702 code for a protein of 779 amino acids. Gene Ontology annotation, biological process: intracellular signal transduction. The transcript is spliced from 19 exons. The record is from RefSeq and is a predicted model, not a curated record.
CCUGAACGCAUCACGGCGAACCGCACUUGACAGCUUUCCAGGUUCGAGAGAAAAAGGAGGGGGGCAAAAACAGACCAUUGAAAGGGAGGGAACCAGAAUUUCCAUCAGCCAGCCGUCAUCCGCAUCCGCCCGAGGUAGAGGGUUUCCCGCAGCCUCUAUCUCACUCACCUCAUGCAUCAUUUCUGGGGAUUAAUGAUGUUGUAACGCACAGAUGACAGCGUAACCAGGGCGGUGAGCUGUUACCAGAUACCAAAAGAAUAACACACACACACACACACACACAGAGAGAGAGAGAGAGAGAGAGAGAGAGAGAGAGAGAGAGGCAGCUUUUUGUUGUUGAGUCGGAUCCGCUGUGACUGGACAUGAAUUCGGCGGAACAGACGGUUACAUGGCUGAUUACGCUCGGGGUGCUGGAGUCGCCGAAGAAGACCAUCUCGGAUCCCGAAGCGUUUCUGCAGAGCUCCCUGAAAGAUGGGGUGGUCUUGUGCAGACUGCUGGAGCGGCUCAGCCCGGGGUCCACGGAAAAAAUUUACCAGGAGCCGAAAAACGACGGCGAGUGUCUGAGCAACAUAAAGGAGUUUCUGAAGGGCUGCACAUCUUUCCGCGUCGAGCCGUUCGAGGCCAGUGACCUGCUGCUGGGACUGAACUUCUCCAAGGUGCUGAGCAGUCUGGUUGCCCUGAAUAAAGUGACUGCAGAUAUCGGUGUGGGCAGUGAUUCGGUGUGCGCUCGACACUCUUCAGCUCACCGCAUCAAAUCGUUCGAGUCGCUGUCCUCUCAGGCUUCACUGGGCCGAUCCUCCAAGCUGCUCCAGAAUCAGUUUCGCAGUCUGGACAUGUCGGAAAACAGCGGACAGCAGCUGCUGGUGAAGGCGCGAUUCAACUUCCAGCAGACCAACGAGGAUGAGCUCACCUUUAGCAAGGGUGACAUCAUCGGCGUGACUCGCCAGGAGGAGGGCGGCUGGUGGGAGGGGAUGCUCAAUGGCAAGACUGGCUGGUUUCCUAGCAACUACGUGCGCGAGGUCAAGGGCUCUGACAAACAAGUGUCUCCCAAGUCUGGCACCCUAAAGAGCCCACCCAAAGGCUUCGACACCUCUGCAAUCAGCAAGACGUACUACAACUUGGUGUUACAGAACAUUUUAGAAACGGAAACAGAAUAUUCCAAGGACCUGCAGAGCCUCCUGACGAACUACCUGCGACCGCUUCAGAACAUUGACAAACUGGGCGGCUCGGAGGUGGCUCUGAUCCUGGGAAACCUGGAGGAGAUCAGCACCUUCCAGCAGAUGCUCGUCCAAUCGCUGGAGGAGUGCACCAAGCUUCCAGAAAGCCAGCAGAGGGUGGGUGGUUUCUUCCUCAACCUCAUGCCCCAGAUGAAGGCUCUGUAUGUGGGUUACUGCUCCAACCAUCCCUCUGCAGUUAAUGUUCUCACCCAGCACAGUGACGUUUUGGGGGAGUUCAUGGAGGGCCGUGGUGCAGUCACUCCUGGCAUCCUCACCCUGACCACAGGCCUCAGUAAACCCUUUAUGAGACUGGACAAAUACCCGACUCUACUCAAAGAGCUGGAGAGGCACAUGGAGGAGAGCCAUCCUGACAGGCCAGACAUCCAGAAGUGCAUGGCAUCUUUCAAAAAUCUCUCCGCUCAGUGCCAGGAGGUGCGGAAACGUAAGGAGCUGGAGCUGCAGAUUCUCACCGAGUCCAUCCGGCUGUGGGAAGGAGACGAUAUCAAGACCCUGGGUUCCGUCAUCUACAUGAGUCAAGUCUUAGUCCAGAGUCAUGUGUCAGAGGAGAAGAAUGAGCGUUACCUCAUGCUCUUCCCCCACGUCCUCCUCAUGUUGUCUGCCAGUCCCAGGAUGAGUGGCUUCAUAUUCCAGGGAAAACUGCCUCUUGCCGGGAUGAUAGUGACCAAACUGGAAGACUGUGAAGCUCAUAAAAACUCCUUUGAGCUCAACGGCACCAUGUUUGAGCGUCUCCAGGUGGUGUGCACCAACCAGCAGGACCUGCAGGACUGGGUGGAACACCUGAGCAGACAGAUCAAACACACUGCAGCCACAGCGCCGAGCCACAAACCCCUCACCGUUCCCUGCCACACGCUCCCGUCUCACCCCCUCACCCCGUCCCGGCAUGCUGAGGGGAGGUCCAUGACAGUGGCUCCUACCUACCACACCCUGCCUCACCCCUCCUCCCACAGCACCUCCCUCAGCACCAUGAUGUGGGGCCCGCUGGAACCACCCAACACCCCCAAACCCUGGAGCCUGAGCUGCCUGCGACCUGCACCCCCACUGCGGCCCUCUGCUGCCCUCUGCUACAAGGAGGAUCUUAGUAAAAGUCCUAAGAGUGUGAAGAAACUCCUACCGAAGCGCAAACCUGAGAGGAAGCAGUCUGAAGAGGAGUUUGCCUUGAGGAAGAGUACAGCGGCUCUGGAAGAAGACGCUCAGAUCCUGAAAGUUAUCGAGGCGUAUUGCACCAGCGCCAAAACCAGGCAGACUCUCAACUCCACCUGGCAGGGCACCGACCUGAUGCACAACCACGUGCUUGCAGACGUGGACCAGUCCUGUGUGGACUCGCCGGGCCGCCGUAGCAGCGUGUCCCGGUCAGAACUGACCUCGGACCUUUCGGAGGACUCUGACUAUGACUCCAUCUGGACCAGCCACAGUUACAGGAUGGGCUCGGUGCCUCGCAAGAGCUGCAUCUCCCACCAGAACUAAAGAACGUCCAGUCCUGCCACGCUGUGCUGCCAUGUAACGUACAGCGCGCUUACCUCUUUUACCUUCAAUGUAUUACAAACAAAAACUAGAGAUUUUUUUAAUUUAUCUAUUUAUUUUCUAUUCUAUUUGUUCAUUUUUUUUGUUAACUUAUUUGGUUUAUUUAUUUUUUUUGGCCAAUUUGUUUGAAGAUGUUUAAAGCAUCUCCCUGUUGCCUUUGCCACUUUCCCUUUUAUGUGCCUCCUCUCUUUCUGUAGUUGUCAUGCAGUAAGUGUUUGGUAAUUAAUUGUUAAUUUAUCUUGAAUGUGACCGCUCCCCUUGUUUGACCAUAAACGUGGUGGACUCUGGAGUGGAUUCUAGGGGAGGGAGAGCAGGUGGGAGGGAGCGACGGGGACUGAGCUUUUCCUGUCUGAUAUUCAGAUUUAAUUCAGGAACGAGUGUAUUCUAUUUACUGUGUACUACUUCUCUCCAGUAUGUGUUUCUAAGAGUAUGAAUGCUCAAACAUAGCACAGAUGCGACACAAGCAUGCACACACAGGUUCAGGCGCACAUAUUCCCUCGCUGUCUGACAACAUAGCAGCAUGCAAGUGUAAUAUCCUAAUUCUCAGCGUUUUCUAUCAUCGCUGUCGCCACGAUUUGCAGUUCUGAUCAUGUUUCCAGCCCUCAAGCGGAAAAAAAUCCAACAUAUUCAAUGAGCUAGUGAACAUUUAAAGUCCUUGCUAACUUUUAAUAGUUUGUGAAAUUCAGUCCGUUCUCUGUUAUUUGUCGUAGCUGCUACAGAAAGAGGAGAUUAUCACAUACACUUCACUCUCUAGUCAACAUGAAACUGGAUAGAAGCCAGUGUACUGGACUUAGAAGAGUGACUAUUAAGGGUCAGUUCACCCAAAUUACAGAGAACAUGUUUAAACCUUUAAUAGUCUGUGAACACGCAGAUAGUUUGGAUUUAACCCUCCUGUUGUCCUCAUUUACGGGCACCAAAAAAUAUUGUUUCCUUGUCUGAAAAAAUCCAAAAAUUCAGCAACAAAAUUCCACAAAUUUCUGAAAAUUUGCAAAACCUUCAGGAAGAAAAUUCCAAUAAUUCCUUACAAGUUUCCCUUAAAAGUGUUAUUUAUAAAAAAAGAAAAAAAAAUCCACCAAAUUGGUCAAGAAAAUUCUUGUAAAUAUUUUCAUAAACUGAGUAAAAAUCUUACAAAAAUAUCUAAAGUGAUUCCAUAUAUAUCAGUAAAACUUCUAAGAUUUUCUUUAAGAACAUUCACAUAAAAAUCAACCAAAAUCUAGCGAAAUUCACUGGAUUUUGGUUGAUUUUUAUGUGAAUGUUCUUAAGAAACAUUUUUAACAUUUCUUUUUUCCCCCAAAAAAUGUUCAAAGAUUUCCCAAAAAUGUUGAAAAUGUGGACAUCAGAAGUUUUACUGUGAAAAUAUGUUUUUUUCCCACAUUUUCAAACUUUAAAACGGGUCAAUUUUGACCUGCAGGACGACACGAGGGUUAAAAUGUCAACCUUUUCUGGAAACCUAGAUACCAGAUUCUUGUGUUUUUAGUGAACUGACCCUUGAUCUCAUUCAUUUUAAUAACUUCCUUUAUUGUGUAGUCUCCUAAACAUCAUCCUCGAUCAGCCUGAUCUUCCAUCCAGUAAGACGCGGCUGUUGCUGUCACAGGGUUGCAUUUAUACCGUUUUAAAUCUCAAGUUGCUGUAUUAAUGGAAUUCACAUAAAAGCAGGCGUAGUGUGCCAGCCAGGCGCUAAGAAACUAAAACAGUCCUGUCAUACAAACUGGAUGCGUUUGUUUUGGUAUGGAAGUGUCUCCUGGUAGUUAAAGGAAUCGUGUCAUUUUGGGAAUUACAUUUACUUGCUUUCUUUCCAAGAGUUGGAUGCGAAGAUCGAUACGACUCUCAUAUCUGUUCAUUCGUUAUGAUCCUGAAGCUUAGCAUAAAGACUGAAGGCUAGAUUGAAACUCCUUUAACCCUCCUGUUGUCCUCAUUUACAGGCACCAAAAAAUAUUGUUUCCUUGUCUGAAAGAAAUCCCAAAAUUCAGCAACAAAAUUCCCCAAAUUUCUGAAAAUUUGCAAAACCUUCAGGAAGAAAAUUCCAAUAAUUCCUUAAAAGUUUCCCUUAAAAGUUUUAUUUAAAAAAAAAAAAAAACCCAAGUUUGGCAAGAAAAUUCUUGUAAAUAUUUUCAAAAAAAUUUGUAAAAAUCUUCCAAAAAAAUCCUAAAAAUAUCUAAAGUGAUUCCAUAUAUAUUAGUAAAACUUCUAAUAUUUUCUUUAAGAACAUUCACAUAAAAAUCAACCAAAAUCCAGCGAAAUUUGCUGGAUUUUGGUUGAUUUUUAUGUGAAUGUUCUUAAGAAAUUUUUUUUUAAACAUUUCUUAUUUUUCCACCAAAAAAUGUUCAAAAUUUCCCUUAUUAGAAGGUGGUUGGUAUUAAAUUAAUUUUAAUAAAAAUGUAUAGACAUAUAUAUCCCAUAGACUUCAAAAGUCCCUCAGCUCUAUAUUGACCCAACUAACUGCUGACUUUAGAGCGAUAUCAAGCUCCUCGUCAAACUCUCUGACAGCAAGCGAAUAAAUCUGCUUUCUCAACGUGAUGAUCUGUUUCCUCAGGGUGUAACUAUUGUCGUAUGCGCUGAUAAUUUGAACCAGUUAGCGUGAUAUCACUUGCAAACGUCCCUUGUGUCACAACAAACUAGCACCUAUGCUCUGCCUCAUGAGCCAGACCCGCCUUUGUUGUCGUCUGGCUUGCGAGGCUCCCCAUACUAUCAUGCAUUAAUGACUAUUUUUAUGAAGAAGUAUUUUUCCAGUGUUGGUAUUAAAAGUACAGGCUGACAUCCUCUUACAGUAAGCAAUGUGAGUGACAUACGGAAAUAUAUUGGUCCACGUUACAGUUUGAACUGAAAUGAUUUCUUUAUUGUAUUUAUUACUUUGUAUACAGGCGUUUUUAUUUUAUUUAUAUUAUAUUCUGUACGUCAAUGUUUACAAAAUGAUCCCUGGAUGAAUCAUUUAUUUUCUUUUUUUUAAAAAUAUGUUUUAUUGGUCUGUAUCAAAGUUUACACUGAAACUAUAACAUGAAGUGUUGGAAUUAUUUUGCACAAUCAUGUAACGGGGCCAGCGGGUGGGAGCGGGUGGGCGGGGGUAGAAUCUGUUAAAAUUCUGUACUUUUUGUCAUCUACCUAGAGUGUGUAUGAUAUAUCCUAAAGGUAGACUUAAGUAUUCAGUGUUUCUGUAAAGUAAAUGCUCAUUCGUAGUGUAAAUGCUCACCUUCAGUGUUUUGGUAGCAUUGAGGGGUUAAAAAAAAACACAAGAAAAGAAAGAAAGGAGAGACUGCGAUUAUACAGGAACAUUUCUAUGUGAACUACUCAUUCAGCCUCAGAAUACUGUUAGAGUGGAAUUGAAAUAUAAAGAGCACAUACGGUAAAGUCUCCCUAUCUGUAAAUACUAGUUGUCUCAGAGCAAGAAAAUAAAAAAAAUCCAUUCUACCUUCUAUGAGUAUUUGAGCUAAGAAUCUCACUGUCCUUAUAUCAUGUGCUAUACUUUGUGACAGGUGUAUUCUGUGGUUUAAGAAACUUAAGUCAAACUGUGGGACAGGCAGGGUGAAGAGACUAACUGUCUUUAACCAGCGGUGUCCUCUGUGUGCUCUAAUGUUGUAUUCAGUUCACACACGUGACCAUGUCUUAUCUGCAAACAGCGCCUUCAGUGUAUUUGUUCUACACUGCUGAAGUGUUCCAGUCCCAAACGCUGUAUUAUGAGUUUUGAAUAAAUCUGUCAUUUGGUAGA